AUGUCGCUUGUGCAGCAUGUUUCCGCCCUCGAGGGUGUUGACCACGAUCCGGAAGUUGAAAUUGAUGAGGACUUCAGGCCUAUUGCACGCAAGAUCAGCUACGAUGUGUUACAGGCACCAAGUCAACCUGUUCCGGUUGAGGAGCAGCCACCGGCAACUCCCGCCUACAAGGUUUCUGCUGUCAAAAGAUUGACGCAGGUCAUCUUCACCAUUCUGGCAUGCUGGGUCGCGUCGGGUAUUCUGUUUGGAUAUGCAGCUCUGAAACCUGUGCUGAUAGAGGAGGGUCUUUAUUAUGAUCAAUGUACCGAUGAAGAGCUGCAAGAAGGGGUUGAACUUUGUGUCCAGCAGGACUUGAGACUCAACCUUUGUUUUACCAUUGCGUCCAUCACGGCGAACGUCUCGGCAUUGCCUGUCGGGACGAUUCUCGACCACUAUGGGUCGCAAAUUUGUGGCCUUAUUGGUAGUGUGCUCCUUGCCGUGGGCAGCCUGUUCAUGUCAUUCACCUUCCUUUGGCCAAAAUUCCAAGGCUUCGUCGCUGGCAACUUCUUUCUAGCAUUUGGUGGAACUUUCAUCUUCGUUCCGUCAUUUCAAAUUGCAAAUGCAUUUCCAAAAUAUGCAGGCUCUAUCGUUGCGCUAGUGACAGGAGCAUUCGAUGCUUCUGCUGCUGUAUUCCUCCUUUAUCGGCUUGUUUACGAGGCUUCAUCUCGGACAUUUACCCCAGAUAAAUUCUUCCUGGGUUACUUGGCCAUCCCAGUGUUGAUUAUCCUCGCAUUUCUAUCCUUCAUGCCAAAGCGUGACUACUACUCAACACUUCGAUUGGAAACUCAGAUUGAAAAGGCCGAAGAUCCCACUCGUGAUGUGCAUGAUUCUGACCAUGAAAUUGACAGCCAGAGGGAGCUACGGCGCGUGCGUAGCAAGCGCGCCCAAAAGCGGCAGAAGAUAAUCAAGAACAUCAAUGAAGUCCUCGGCGACGAAGAUGAGAGACAGCAACGAGCCGAGCGCGAGGAAGAUCGUCAAAAAACCAGUCAAGUCUGGGGUGUAUUGCAUGGACUGCCAGCUCACCGGCAGAUGAUGACCCCGUGGUUCAUUUUGAUCACUCUGAUGACUAUCAUUCAAAUGGUGCGCAUGAAUUAUUUCAUUGCAACGAUUCGAUCACAGUACGAGUACAUGCUUGGUUCCGUCGAGGACGCCGAACAGAUUAAUGACUUCUUCGACGUUGCACUACCCGUCGGUGGUAUUUUGUUCACACCUGUUAUUGGGGGAUUGCUGGACCGGCUGAGUGUACCAGCGACGCUCAGUAUUAUCGUGGCUUUCACCACGAUCAUCGGCGUUCUGAACUCUAUCCCGGCCAUGUGGGCGGGAUAUUUGACCAUCCUACUUUUCGUCCUUCUCCGACCACUCUAUUAUUCAGCCAUGUCUGACUACGCAACUAAGGUCUUUGGCUUCGCAACUUUUGGUCGUGUCUAUGGAACGAUCAUUUGCCUCUCUGGAUUGGUUAAUUUCUCUCAAUACUGGCUGGAUUCAUUAACCCAUGGACCUUUUAAUGGGAACCCAGUUCCCAUCAAUGUGGCCCUGGUAAUUGCUGGGUUUCUCGUCGGUGUUGCGCUCGUAGGGUUUGUCGCUGUGGCGGGUUGGCGACUCAAAAACGAGGACGGUAACGAGGAUGAGAGGGAGCCAUUGUUAUUGGAGGUCGAUGAGGAAGAAUGA
This is a messenger RNA of Penicillium cataractarum, 1707 nucleotides long. RefSeq lists its product as uncharacterized. NCBI's taxonomy places the organism in Eukaryota, Fungi, Ascomycota, Eurotiomycetes, Eurotiales, Aspergillaceae. The transcript has 4 exons. Gene Ontology annotation, biological process: transmembrane transport. Gene Ontology annotation, cellular component: fungal-type vacuole membrane. Gene Ontology annotation, molecular function: transmembrane transporter activity. The record is from RefSeq and is a predicted model, not a curated record. The coding region runs from base 1 to 1707 and encodes 568 amino acids.